Molecule: messenger RNA, 2754 nt
Organism: Scomber scombrus (Atlantic mackerel)
Lineage: Eukaryota; Metazoa; Chordata; Actinopteri; Scombriformes; Scombridae
Product: seizure 6-like protein
Exons: 16
Coding region: 1-2754 (917 amino acids)
Biological process (GO): synapse maturation
Cellular component (GO): endoplasmic reticulum; neuronal cell body
Source: RefSeq, a predicted model, not a curated record
AUGAUUCACUCCUUGUUUCCCACUUUUUCAGCUAAAGCAAUCCCCACAGACGCCCCCUCCACACAGCCUCCAGUCGUGACACCAGGGAGCACAAUGGAUGGCAGCCCCAAAGGCAAAAGCUCCAGCGCCACAGCCGGAGGUUUGCUACAGUCAGUGCUGGCUCACAAAGGGCGACUUGUCUCCCAGAAAGGAGACAUUGUCCCCUCCGCUCUGCCCCAGAACCUGCUCCCUCUUCUGGGCAGAGGACUCAGCGUCAGCUCCCUCCCUGGAAGUCAUUCCCUGGAGCAUCAAAGCGGGGGAUUACUGAGGAGGGUAAAACCCCCAGCAUCAGCUGCAGUGUCAGGCCCAGGCAGCGAUCCAACCCAACUUCCUCCUACUGACACACACUCCCAGCUGCCUCACACACAGACGCACACACCUGAGCAGGAGACUGAGAGCACCACUGUGGGCACAAUGCUGGAUGUAGACACAGAGACAGGAACUCCAUCAGCUGUGUCGAGCUGUGUGGUGAAUUUCUCCGACCCAGAAGGAUACAUAGACUCGGCAGAUGACCCCCCUCUGCCAGACGGCACCAUGAUACACUGCACCUACACUGUGACUGUGUACACCGGCUACGGCGUGGAGCUGCAGGUGAAGAGUGUGAACCUGUCGGAGGGCGAGCAGCUGUCCAUCAGGGGCAUAGACUCACGAGGUUCUCUGCUGGUCCUGGCCAACCAGACUCUGCUGGUAGAAGGGCAGGUGAUCCGCAGUCCCACCAACACUCUGUCCGUCUACUACGGCUCCACGCUGGAGGGAAGCAUGGGCAUCUUCCAGCUGCACUAUCAGAUCUUCAGGCUGAGCUGUUCACUGCCAAAGAGGCCUCACUUUGGGGAGGUGUCAGUGCUGGACCUUCUGCCUGGAGGCACGGCCCGAUUUCACUGCCACAUGGGUUACCACCUGCAGGGGGAGCCGCUACUCACCUGCAUCAACGCAUCCCUGCCGGUGUGGAGCGGCAAGGAGCCCAGCUGCAGGGCUCUGUGUGGCGGCACAGUGAAGAAUGCGACAGUUGGACGAGUGCUGUCACCUUCCCCCCACCACGGACCCAACGCCACCCAGGACCGCUCCUGUUCCUGGUCCCUGGAGGCACCCAAAGACCAGAGGUUGCACCUCCACCUGGAGAGACUGGCCUUAGGACCCACUGACAGGCUGGUGUUGUGGAGCGGCCUGGAUGCCGGCUCAGUGGUGCUGUUCGACUCCGGUCGGGGUGGACAGAUACCCUUUGAAGGAGUGAUCAGCGAGGGUCCGGCUGUAAGGAUCCAGUUCAUCACCGAUCUGCCCAACCACAACACGGGAUUCAACAUCCGCUACGAAGCAUUUGAGCGUGGUCACUGCUACGAGCCGUACCUCCAGAAUGGAAACUUCACAACCUCUGACCUGUUGUAUGGGGUCGGAGCUGUGGUCCAGUUCACCUGUGACCCGGGCCACGCUCUAGAACAAGGCCCGCCGGUUAUCGAGUGCAUCAGUGCGAGGGAUCCGUACUGGAAUGACACGGAGCCACUAUGCAAAGCACAGUGUGGAGGCGACCUGACUGGUCCAGGAGGAGUGAUUCUGUCUCCAAACUGGCCAGAGUGGUACGGGGAGGGGGAGGACUGCAGCUGGAGGAUACAUGUUGGGGAGGACAAACGAGUGCUGCUCGACGUACAACUAUUGAACAUCAGCGACAGUGACAUGCUGACCAUUACUGACGGUGAUGAGGUUACGACACGUAUCCUGGGGCGGUAUGUUGGAGGAAGCAGCCCCUUCAAGCUCUCCUCCUCCACCCCUGACCUGACUGUCACCUUCCACUCCGAUCCGGCGGGGCUCGUCUUCGGAAAAGGAGAAGGCUUCAUCAUAAACUAUAUGGAGGUGUCCCGAAACGACUCGUGUCCAGACCUGCCUGAGAUCCAGAACGGCUGGAAGACGACGUCCCACGUUGCUCUGGUGCGAGGAGCUCGUAUCACCUACCAGUGUGAUCCUGGUUACGACCUGGUGGGACGAGAGACCCUCACCUGCCAGUUAGACCUCUCCUGGAGCUCACAGCCCCCGUUCUGUGAAAAGAUCAUGUACUGUUCUGAUCCCGGCCAUGUGGAGCACUCCACCAGGUCUCUGUCAGACCCAAAACUCCUGGUUGGUACGACCAUUCAGUACAGCUGCAGCCCGGGUUUCAUCCUCCAGGGCGGCGCCACCAUCACCUGCUACGGCCGAGAGCCUGGGACCCCUGUGUGGACGUCCAGACUCCCUCACUGUGUCUCCGAGGAUUCUGUUUCCUGUGAGAACCCCGGUCUCCCUGACAAUGGCUACCAGGUCCUGUCCAAGAGGCUUUACCUGCCCAGCGAGUCACUCACCUUUGUCUGUUACCAAGGCUACGAGCUCAUUGGAGAGGUCGCAAUUAAAUGCAUCCUAGGAAACCCGUCGUUUUGGAGCGGCCCUCUCCCACUCUGCAGAGCCAACCAUGACUGCUUUGGCAACCAUGCUUUGGAAGUUGCCGAGGCGACUGCAGGCUCCACUCUGGAUGGAGGGAACGUAGCGUUGGCCAUCUUCAUCCUGGUUCUCCUGCUGUCUGUGCUGCUGGGAGGAGCGUAUGUCUAUGUCACACGGUGCCGAUAUCACUCCAAUUUAAGGCUGCCUCUCAUCUAUCCUCACCCAUACCGACAGAUCACUGUGGAGACCGAAUUUGACAACCCGCUCUAUGAGACUGGAGGACAGGACACUCGUGAAUAUGAAGUAUCAAUAUGA